ACCCCACAAGUCACAGUGCCCUCCCUAGUCCUUACAAGUAGCCAUCAUUUCUCUCUCACCCCCUCCACUUCCUAAAUUUCCCCCAAACCACAUUUUCUCUCUCUCUUUUUUUUUUUUUCCUCACACCCCAAUACACCAUAUUGAUCAAAUUAAGAAACAACAGCUAGCGUUACUACUGCAAAAAAAAAAGUAUUUCAAACUGGCGAUCGACAAUCAAGAAACCCCAAUCCGUGAAAUCAAGCCUAAAAAUAGGCGUAUCAUGGGACCUGAUGAGGAUGACAAUAGGUGGCCUCCAUGGUUGAAGCCAUUGUUGAAUGAACGAUUCUUUGUUCAAUGCAAGUUACAUGCUGAUUCUCACAAGAGUGAAUGUAACAUGUACUGUCUUGACUGUAUCAAUGCCCCUCUCUGCUCUCUCUGCUUAGCCCAUCACAAGGAUCAUCGUGUCAUUCAGAUAAGGAGGUCAUCAUACCACGAUGUGAUAAGGGUGAAUGAGAUUCAGAAGUAUUUAGACAUUUCUUCAGUUCAAACAUACAUUAUCAACAGUGCUAAGGUGGUUUUCUUGAAUGAAAGGCCACAACCUAGGCCAGGCAAAGGUGUGACCAAUACUUGUGAUGUAUGUGAAAGGAGUCUUCUUGACUCCUUCAAAUUCUGCUCACUUGGUUGCAAGAUUGUUGGUACCUCAAACAAUUUCGUGAAGAAGGCAAAGAAUUCACAAGAGAAGAAGAGGUCACCGGUGAAGGCAUUGGAAUCAGAAGACUCUUACAGCAGUAGCAGUAGCCAGGGCCGACUUAACAAGAUUAAGAGUUUCACUCCGUCAACGCCCCCUCCAACUUCUGCUAAUUACAAAACGUCCAAACGUAGAAAGGGAAUUCCUCAUCGUGCCCCAACAGGAGGACUAUUCAUAGAGUAUUAGCAUUUGGAUCUCUAGUCCUUUAAUUUACAUCUAAAAUGCAUAACGUCUAUACUAAUACAACCUAGUUUAUCAAGAAUCCAUCAGACACUAGUGCUUUCUCCAAAAAAGGCCAGUGUUUUAGGGCUCUUUAGUCCAUAAGAGCAGUAUUGUAUAUAGUUGUUAGGAUGAAAUAGGAUAUGAUGAUGAUAAAUUGGAGGUGCGAAGUUGGAAAUAAGACAAUGUGUAAGGACUUAAAGGACUAAUAAGUCUAAAUUAGAAGUUAGGCUUGGAAAAUAAGCUGCUAUAGUCUAUAGUGUUUGAUGAACUACUUGUUUUGGCUAUAUAGAUUGUUUAUACGUAAGUUCUGAAUGUCUCUUUGAACAUGUGUAAUCUAAAAUGUAAAUAUAUUGUGUUUUGGUUAGAAUACUUAAA
Capsicum annuum is the source of this 1324-nucleotide messenger RNA. Its product is annotated as protein RGF1 INDUCIBLE TRANSCRIPTION FACTOR 1. NCBI's taxonomy places the organism in Eukaryota, Viridiplantae, Streptophyta, Magnoliopsida, Solanales, Solanaceae. The record is from RefSeq and is a predicted model, not a curated record. The coding region runs from base 260 to 913 and encodes 217 amino acids. The transcript is spliced from 4 exons.